This is a messenger RNA of Stylophora pistillata, 1969 nucleotides long. RefSeq lists its product as uncharacterized. The record is from RefSeq and is a predicted model, not a curated record. NCBI's taxonomy places the organism in Eukaryota, Metazoa, Cnidaria, Anthozoa, Scleractinia, Pocilloporidae.
UCUCAAAAUAAAAAUUCAAGGCCUUGAAAGUCCUUGAUAAUUGUAGUCAGUGCUGGAAAGUCCUUGAAAUUUGUAGCUAAUUUAAUCCAACUUAGAUUCUAGAGUGCCUUAUCUGAAAAUAUAUGCAACUGGCACAAACGUAGCAACACAUAAUAGUAAGAUACAAAUAACAAACGAUCGUAACGCCACUCCGCAUGUCGAUCAAUCGCCCAUCUCCAUUUGUCCUGUUCUUGGUUCUAUUAAUCACUCUGAUUGGUUGAAUGUCUCGAAUGUCAAGGGCCAAUCAAAUGUUUUGUACUAUUCCCUCUUUCUGAGAAAAGCCAUGUGCUUUGAGUGCUUUCCUUGUCUGGGUUAGUGUUGAUUGUUUGCGUUUUGUUUCACGAGUGAGAGAUUUAAAACAAUGGGCAAGUGUGUUUUCAGCAACUUGUGGCUUCAGAAAUCACUGUAUAAAGAUUGGCUUCGAGAAGUCAAGGGUGACAAGCACAAGGCACGAUGCAUCGUGUGUAUGAAGGAUGUUGACAUUUCGAGCAUGGGAGAGUCAGCGCUCACAAGUCACUUGAAAGGAAAAAAACAUCAAACACUGACAUCCCAGAAAAGGUCAUUAGCAAGCGUUCCAGAUUUUUUUGGCGUUUCUUCUCAACAACCAGCAACUACAAGUGACGAUGCCAAAGAAGUUUCAAAAUCCGCUUCGUCUGAAAGUGGCGAACACAACACGCUCAACCCCACAAAGUCUAGUACUACGAGUUCAUCUGGUUCAUCGGUGAUGGAAAGAAUUGUCACUCGUGAUGAGACUUUGAAAGCAGAAAUUUUGUGGGCAUUGAAGGUGAUAAUGUCUCAUUACUCCUAUAAAUCAUGCGAAGGUACGAGCAAAUUGUUUCAAGCGAUGUUUCCUGACAGUCGGAUCGCGAGUCAGUUUACAUGCGGAGAAAAGAAAUGUGCAUACUUGAUCUGUUUUGGGCUCGCUCCACACUUCAAACAACUUUUGAAGGACGUUGUGAAAAAAGAAGAAGCUUAUGUACUUAUGUUUGACGAGAGCCUGAAUAGCGUGUGCCAGUCAAAGCAAAUGGAUAUUCACAUUCGUUCAUGGAAUCGUGACAAACACGAAGUUGAAAGUCGCUAUUAUACCUCAGUGUUUAUGGGGCAUGGAACAGCAGAGGACAUGCUUUCUCAUUUUCGUUCAGGCAUAGAAGGAAUUCCUCUCAAAAAAGUUUAUCAGUUGUCAAUGGAUGGACCCAACGUUAAUUGGAAAUUUUACAGUAUGCUGACUGAUGAGGCAAAAAGGGAGCAUAAUAGUCACAUGCUGAACAUUGGCAGAUGUGGUUUACACAUUCUUCAUGGAGCAUUCAAGGAUGGUGCUGUGGCAUCAGGAUGGCAGUUAGACAGGUUGUUCUCUAGCCUUCACUGGCUUUUUCAGGACAGUCCGGCAAGGAGAGAGGACUACACCAAAGUAACAGGAAACUCACUGUUUGCUUUGAAGUUCUGCAAACAUAAGUGGUUGGAGAAUGUCUUGGUUGCAGAACGUACACAGAGUAUGUGGGACAGUGUUGUCAAGUAUGUUCAGAGUGCAAGGGCAGGAAAAGUUCCACAGCCACAGAAUAAAUCCUUUGAAACUGUACAAGAGUUUGUUGCAGAUCCCUUUACGACUGCAAAAGUCGCUUUCUUCCUAUCAGUAGCCAAGCAAGUGACACCGUUUUUGACACUCUAUCAAACCGACAAGCCUAUGCUUCCUUUCCUGGCUACAGACCUGUACAGCAUGCUUGGGGGAUUAAUGAGAAGAUUUAUUAAGACCACUGUUAUCAGUGAAGCCAAAACCCCAUUGAAGCUUACAAAACUUGACCCUGCUGACUCCAGCAUUCAUGCCUCUCAUUCCAAGAUUGACCUGGGGUUUACAGCUGACAAGAAGAUCAAGGAGUCGAUUGCAAAGUCCACAGUUUCAGAGAAAAGACACCAAUUCAGUAUUCCCGUAUAA